Messenger RNA from Medioppia subpectinata, 702 nucleotides. Lineage: Eukaryota; Metazoa; Arthropoda; Arachnida; Sarcoptiformes; Oppiidae. The record is from the annotation of a GenBank genome assembly.
CCAUUUGUUUGUAUGACACGCGAGAAGCAAACGGAUCUGGAAAGCGGUGGCGAACUGUGUCUAUCGGCGGACGAGAACUACAUGAGCCAACAGUCGGCCGACGCUAACGUGCGAGUGAAUGGCACUCAACCCAAACGACUGCACGUCAGUAAUAUUCCCUUUCGAUUCAGAGAUCAAGACUUACGCAACUUGUUUGGGGGCUUUGGUUUCGUAACGUUUGCCAAUUCAGACGACGCGGACAGAGCGCGGGAUGCACUCAACGGAACGGUAGUCGAGGGCAGAAAGAUUGAGGUAAACAACGCUACGGCUCGGAUCCAAUCGAAGAAGAAUGGUUCCCUCACUCCAGUACCCAAUGCAGUGACCACAUUGAGAGGUGCCAUACAAAGAGGUCGGGCACGGAGUGGCACUUUGGCAGCAUUUGCAAGACAUCCUACACCACUACCAAUAACUGCUACCCCGCAUGUGAAUGUAUAUCAAGAUCCUUUCUUAGCUUAUGCGGCUGGAGCUGAGAGGGCUUAUCCAUUGCCUGCGUCGUAUGCCGCGAGUGCCGCAUAUACUGCAGCCGCCGCUCGAAGUUAUGCGUCUGCUGUGGCGGCCGCACAACCCGUCGCCACGUAUGCCAAUAUUGCAGGAUAUGGUCGAGAAUAUGCAGAGCCAUACUUAGGACACAGUAUCGGUCCCGUCGCUGGAUAUGGCGUAUGA